This is a messenger RNA of Actinia tenebrosa (Australian red waratah sea anemone), 7211 nucleotides long. Its product is annotated as protein retinal degeneration B. Gene Ontology annotation, cellular component: cytoplasm. Gene Ontology annotation, molecular function: phosphatidylinositol binding; metal ion binding; phosphatidylcholine binding. Gene Ontology annotation, biological process: phospholipid transport. NCBI's taxonomy places the organism in Eukaryota, Metazoa, Cnidaria, Anthozoa, Actiniaria, Actiniidae. The record is from RefSeq and is a predicted model, not a curated record.
UCUAGUUUAUAUUCAGGUUAACUCGGAGGUUACAUGAUAUGAAUCCUUGAUGAAGAUCGAUAAAGACAUCAUAAGACUGGUUAGGAUCAUCAAAAAUUCAGAAAUUUAAGAAGAUUGGCGAGAGAUUGAGACGUUCAAGCGUAACAGCAUGACCCAGCUCAGUAGACUUGACGCCGACAGUCGCUUUCUCUCAGCUAAGUUUGCCCUUUUAUUCUCAUUUUAAUAUUUAAUUUCUUGCCUUUUCUUCAAGACGUUGCCAUGAUGAACCAACGUAAGUGCUUUAUCUUAUAAAUUGAAAGACUCUAAUGCCUAGAAGAGAUUUUUUWAAGAGACGACUGUUUUAUAUAACCGGGCCUCUCCCUAAGCUUUCAAGUAUCGGUCAUUAGACUUUAUUGUAGGAUUGACGUCAUAAAAAUACCACAAUGAGAUGAUUUAUUACUUCAGAUGCUGAAAAGACUUUUUAUUUGGUAUCCAACAGAGUAUUUCUCUAUUUACGAGGUAAAAUUCACAAGGUCUGGACUCGUACGGAAUGGAUGGAGUGAAGGACAAGUAUAGAGCAAACGAGAUGGCCCUAUUUCUGAGCACAGCCAUAACGUUAUGACGUCAAACGCAUCACUAACGCCAUCUUGUUCCUGCAAAUCACAUACAAUUCAUUUGAGGCAUUUCUUUAAUAUUGAACGAAAGCUGACGGAAGAUUGACUUGAAUUGAUGAUAUCAUAAAAGUGUAGUCAAGUCGUGCCAUGCCGAACGUCGAGGGCUACGCCAAUACCGCAGCAAUGACUUUAUUUUACAAAAUAAUACAAUCCAAAGAAUACGUUCAGUCAAGCUGAGAAUAGAAGACUUAUCCGCCCACGUUGAUAGCAACAAUAUAAAACAACCCACUUCUCCCGCUAUUAGUCUAUAGAAACAACGAAGCUUUCGUGUAGGACCCCAGUACCAGGUCAUAUCAACAUCAUCUACUGCAGCAUUUGAUUCAUCAAUAAUUUAUUUUGAAUACUUUAAAGGACUCUAACGAUAUAUUCCAAAGGAUUUUCGCGGAGUUCUAUCCUCUUAUGAUUCCAUUUUUUCCAUUCCAGUUCUCAUUUUUCAAUUUUUUCAGUGGGUUUGGCUUGAUAACGAGGCGAGUGGCAGCUGUUUUUCGUGACGUCAUUCAAAAUGGCUUCCGGCCGGCGGAGCAAGCAGUUACAGUAAAGAACUGUUUACCUUUCUACUGAUCGACUAUGUACGGAUCUUCCAUUCUGCUCAACCCUAUGGAUGACACUUGACAUUCACGUAGUCCUUACCGAUCUUCUGGUCCAGGUCGAAAGAAGGCUAUUCUAUCGGUCAAAAUGCUCAUCAAAGAGUAUAGAAUUCCUUUGCCAAUGAGCGUUGAGGAGUACCGUAUCGCUCAACUAUACAUGAUUCAGAAAAAGAGCCGAUUAGAAAGUACUGGUGAAGGAAGUGGUGUAGAAAUCCUUGAAAAUCAUCCGUACCGAAACAAAGAAGGAGAACGAGGACAAUACACCAAGAAGAUAUAUCACAUUGGCAACCAUCUACCAGGAUGGUUAAAAGCAAUUUUACCCAAAUCUGCUCUGCGAGUGGAAGAGGAAGCAUGGAAUGCUUACCCAUACACCAAGAUGAGAACCACUUGUCCGUUUGUUGAGAAGUUUGUCGUUGAUGUGGAAACAUAUUAUCUCCCUGACGCUGGACAAACGGAAAAUGUUUUCAAUCUCAGUCCAACUGAAUUGAGCAAUAGAGAAGUUGAUUUAAUUGACCCAAUAAUCGAGGAGGUUUUACCGUCCGACUAUCUCAUAGAGGAAGAUCCAUUGUUAUACAAAUCCAAAAAGACCAAUAGAGGACCAAUGCUGCCCAACUGGCUUGAUGAAUACCAAUCUGAUAAUCCUCCUUCUAGUGUCAUGUGUGCUUACAAGUUAAUCAAAGUCGAGUUUAAAUAUUGGGGAAUGCAGAACAAAAUUGAGCACUUUAUUCAUUGUGGUCUUCGCCGUCCAAUGCUGAUGGGUCACAGACAGGCCUGGGUAUGGCAAGACGAAUGGUAUGGACUAACAAUGGAAGACAUACGAAAACUCGAAGAAGAAACAAAAGCUAUCCUGUCUCAAACCAUGGGAAAACAAAUUGAUUCAAAUCAACACGGGAAUCUCUCAGACCGCGAGAGCGAUCAGGAGGGAGGCUUUGCCAACACAGAGAGUAGAGGAAGCGUGGUUCACGUGCCGCCUUUGAACUUUGCGAACAUUGAAGGGAAACGCGGUUCUAUUAAUGAAAUAAAUGGGUCGAAAUUAGAACUUAUUUCGAAGUAUUCUUUGGAAGAAUCUGAAGGGAACAUACCAUGUCCGCCAGUAGAGAUUAACAUAGAAAGACACGAACUUGAGAGAGAAGAUACUCCUCUUGUUUACCAAGAGCGCGAAAAAGAUUUUCCUGGGGUAUCGAAUAUGCGAGAUUCCUUUCCAAGGCAAAUCAGACCGAUAUCGUUUAGGGAUGGUAAGAGAGGUAGUGUGACGAGCUACGAGAGCGCCUCUGCGUCACUCCCUCGGAGGAUGUCUAAGGCUGAUGUUAUGAAAGGGUGGCAGAUGACAAGUAUCGAGACGUCUGAUUCUACCUCAGAAGAUGAGUUCUUUGAUGCUCAAGAGGAACUCGACAGUCCCGAAACAGAACCAAUGGGAUCCAAUCUCUUAACGAUACAAAAUAUCGAGCUGAGCAAUAGCUUCAAGAGCCUGGAGCUGGACUCUGAUUCGUCCCGUGGCUCACGGGAAUCCCUCGAUUCUGUAGGGUCGUCAGUGAUUGAUCAAGCCAGGGCUCCAACGUAUAUCCAUAAAGAGAGACUGUGCAAGAAGUACAGCGAUACGUCAACCAGUUCUAUAACCACGUGUAAAAUCACUACCCUCCUAUUGGUUGUUCACGGGGGAAGCCAACUCGAAAGUGGCCAGGACAGCCAAUCAAAAAUCAUGGAUUUAGAAUUAAUAGAGGACAGCUUUCAAACCGUCAUUAAGUCUCACUACAGGGGUGCCGUGGGGAGAUUCGCGAUUCGUUUGGUAGAAUGUCCGUCUGUCUGCUCCAAGGCACUCAAUAUGCUAUCACAGCUGUGCCCCUAUGUAGAUAGUGACUCAGAUACAGGCAGUUGUAGUUCGGGUUUUUGUCCUAUCUCAAGUAGUUUCCCAAUAAGUGCCAUUCCGUUGAUGGUCACUUCAUCGUUAGAGUACGAUGAGAUGGUCGCUGCCAUGAUAACAGCUACCAACUCAGUCUAUCAGGAGUUCUUACGUUCAGAUGAAGGGCAAGGGUUCAAUGGAGAGGUGUCUAUUCUUGGCGACUGUAUGGGUGCCUUACUAGUCUACGAUGCUCUAACCAUCCCCGUACCGUACCGUGGCCGAACUCAAAGCGUCAACUCCAACAGCAGUUCACAAUUUCAACCAUCGGCAAACAAUUCUUCCUCCUCGUCUUUGAACGGCGAGUCAGGACCGUCGUCGCCAAAGAUAGAGAAAGCACGUAGGAUAAGCGCGCACGGUCCACCGAAGAACAAUCUUGCAGCUUCUAAGGGUUUACGUAUGUGUCUAAGCAGUGGAAAUCUAAGAGAGAAUGAGGAAUAUAGUACAGGUGAAGAGAUGGAUAGUCAAGGACGUAGAUCUGUGUCUCCUUCUGAAGGUAGUACAGGUUUCACUUACAAGGAGAGGACAGUGAGCAAGAACAGCUAUGAUGGUCUGUCUAUGUCCUUGGACUCAAUCGAUCAAAUGGCUUUCGAUUUUGAAGUGUCCAAGUUCUUUGCUUUUGGCUCUCCUAUUGGCUUGGUCUUGGGAUCGAGGAAGUUCAUACAAGGCGAAGAUUAUAAAUUUUUACCGCCAAGACCAGCGUGCACACAGUUCUACAACCUAUUCCACCCAUUCGAUCCAUCAGCCUCUAGAAUCGAACCUCUAAUCAUCCAACAAUUUGGGCAAAUUCCAUCAGUCAGUGUUCCCCGAUAUCAUCACUUCCCAUUAGGUGACGGGCAGUCACACUUUGUGAAAAACACCAUCGGGGCGUUUCCCGAUAUCUUCUCGAACCAAAAGGCCUCGCCUCGCCUCUCUCCUCAUGGGAUCCCUGGUCGUCCAGGGAUUACGAGACAUGAUAGUAACAUGAGCACUUCUAGUGUUUCAUCUUUGGACAGCUUAUAUGAAAGACCCUUUGAAAUGGAUUCAGGAUACGCGUGGUGGGGUAACAAGCGGCUGGAUUAUGCUCUAUAUUGUCCUGAAGGACUACAGCAGUUUCCUACUGCAGUUCUUUCUCCGCUCUUUCAUGUCAGUUACUGGGAAUCAAGUGAUGUGGCUGCUUUUGUUGUCCGACAGAUACUCCGUGGUGAGUGGGACAUAUCUACCGUAUCAUCACCCAGUAAGCGAGGCAUGACCUUCUCUCCUUCACAACCAAGAGAAAAAUGGUUGAGGCGAAGAACAGCCAUUAAAAUCAAGAAUCUUAAUUCCAAUCAUCGAGCUAAUGAUAUAGUGGUUAUGGAGGGCACUCCCCAGGUCCUCUCGGCUAGAUUCAUGUACGGACCGCUGGACAUGGUAUCGCUGAGCGGCGAAAAGGUCGAUAUUUAUGUCAUGGUGCAACCCCCUUCAGGAGAGUAUGUGCUGCUCGAUACAGUGGUAACAACAAGUGGUGGACGUCUAUCCUACACGAUACAGGACGAUAAGCAGCUUCCUGUCGGUAUUUUCCCUCUUAAGAUGGUUGUCAGAGGAGACCACACAUGGGUAGACAGUAAUCUAGCCGUGUUACCACCCAAAACAGAGUCAGUAGUAUUCAGUAUUGAUGGUUCGUUUACUGCUAGUGUAUCAAUAAGGGGCAAAGACCCUAAAGUGAGGCCAGGAGCUGUUGAUGUCGUCAGGCAUUGGCAGGAGCUGGGAUACCUCAUUAUCUACGUCACAAGUCGACCUGACUUCCAGAAGCAUAAAGUAAUGUCAUGGCUGGCAGAGCAUAACUUUCCCUACGGUCUUGUUGCGUUUGGUGACGGGAUCACUAAAGAAAUACAGAAACAUAAAACGGAAUUUUUACGCAAAAUUAUUAACGAGAGUCAAGUGAUCGUCCACUGUGCGUAUGGAUCAGUUAAGGACAUAUCUGUCUACUCUCACAUGGGAUUAAAACCACAACAAAUCUUCUGUGUCGCCAAACAUCAUGUCAGGAAGUACGAAAAACAAGCUCAGUUCCUAAAAGAAGGUUACGCAGUCCAUCUAAAUGACCUGUCAACCAACGCCAUCUCGCGGCCAGCUUUGGGCAACUCUCGUCUGAUUAUUCGUCGAGGAUGCUUUGGGCUUCCCACGAGACCAUCCAAGUCACGUCACAAGCAGCUCAAACGAACCAGUUCAGAUAAACAAAGAAACAAAGGUCAAAAGUUGGAGAUACAAGGAGAAGGACCUGCGAUUUCGGGCACGUUUAACUACUCUUCUUUCAGGCAGACUAAAGGUCUUUCGAUAAAUAAAAUCCCUUAAUGACUUCAUCCUUAACUUAAACUGCGCUGUACUUUAUCUCGUUUCAAGAAGGUAGGUACCCUGGGGCCCAGAGGUUAUUGCAUUCUCGCUCCGGCAUUUCUGAUAAUCAAACCCAUUUAAAAUCCUAGGUGGCUGGCUCCGAGACAUGACUAAUCUUGGCUAGAAUGGUAAAAUAGACUUCUUACCAAAAAAACGCAGUCCUUGCUAAAAAAAAAAGUGAUAACGAAGCUGUCGAGAAAAUUAUUUUUUAAACGCAGGAAUUAAGUGUAAAUGUUGUUUAUUUUGUUAAUAUUUUAUGUUUUGUAAUAUAAUUCAGUGCUAUCCCCGUAAGCCGCCACUGUGCUUUUACAAGUUUAUUUAAUUAGAAAUAUUGGUUUCCGUCGGAUGUAGCGAGUUAAAAUGGCGGGCGGCGUCUCUGUCCUUUGCAUACCGCACGUCGCUUGGUCUACGUGUUUGCGGUCAGAUAUUCAUCUAAUGCUGUUUUAUAUUCACGAGUUAGACCAGACGAUAAAUUUAUCUUUCCGUAUUGGUUCUCUAAGUCACGUAGAUGAUGUGAUGCCAAGAUAAAAAUAGAAAAGAAAUUCUUCAUUGAUUCCGAAGGUUCAGCCUUAAAAAUCUUUACUCCUUCAUUACUUAGAGCCCGCUGUCUUAGAUUAGAGGUAGCCAGCAGUCUUAGAGCUAAAACGGCAAACAAGCCAAACGUCAGCUCAUGCGUAGUAGUAACUUUCAAGUUUAAUCGUUUGAAUUUAAUGGGGAACCAAGUCCUUUUUAAUCUGUAGCCAAAGUUUAAAAUAGCGGAACCUACUUGACUAGUGCAUAAAAAAAAAUAAAAAAAGAAAGCUAAGAGUUUAAAGAUUUUAUCGAUCUUUUAUUUAUUGAGAAAGUUUGCUUAUGUAUAGAGCAACUCUUAUGCUGUAAAUAAGAUACUUUAUUUGACAAACCAACAACUAUAUAUAAAAACUCCAUUUAUAUAUUUAAAAGAAAGUUGACCAAUAUCAUGAAAGUUAACAAAUCAACCGCCCCGCCAAUCCGAAUGAUAAAAAUUCAGUUUAUUCAGAAAACUUGGCUUAAUUUUUCGAACGAGUUCAAAAUCGUCAGUUUUACGUGGUUAUAAAAUUUAUUCCAUCGAUUUUGCAGCGUUCGAAACAUUAUUUCGCAGAGUAACUAGUUUAAUUCAUUGAUUCCAGUAGAUGAGAAUUCAUUGGAAUUAUUGCGUAAGCGUAUAAUCUCACUACUGGAAGAAAAGAAAAAGAUCAAUAUAAAGUAGUUGGGUCAAAAAUAUCACUUUAGUUUUGAUAACUUUUAGCCAAUUAAUUCCUAGAUUAAGAAUUUCUAUAUGUUAAACUUCAUGAAAAUUUGGUCAUACUCAUUUAAAACCUCCUUAACUUGAAAAAAUUAUGGGUAAUAUAUUGCCUUUCUGGUUUUAAGGCUCUGAAAUCACCCGUGUUCCCAGGUCCCACUCGGCUUAUAAAUCAGCAAGGGCCUGGAAACGAUCGGGGAUUCUUGAAAAUAUUAUAAAUAAUUGUGCCGUGAUAAAUCUUCGAGAAUUGAAUUAGAUAUGAAUUGAUCAUUAGAAACCUUUUUUGGUUUCAGUAAUUCUGGCAAAAGCCUAAAAAAAUAAUCAUUAAGAUGAAAUAGAAUUAUAAUUGUUACAAAUGUAAAUUAGAAUGAAUUUAGAGUAUAAGUGUCGUUACUAGAUAUAAUAUUGGUAAAUGAAGAUACUAGUAGUGUUUGAAAAGACUAAUAAAAAUAAUAUGAAUAUCA